Porites lobata is the source of this 5043-nucleotide messenger RNA. NCBI's taxonomy places the organism in Eukaryota, Metazoa, Cnidaria, Anthozoa, Scleractinia, Poritidae. The record is from the annotation of a GenBank genome assembly.
GACCUCCUUCCGUUAGGCUUGAAAUCGAAAGUAGCUUGUGUAGGCAAGUUAAUUACCGUUUUGGUUCCAUUUUAUAACUUCAACAUAUUUACAUUUUUAUCUGUAGGGUAGCGAUUCGACAGUAGGUGACUUUUUUUACCUGAUACUGAGGUUUCAGUUACUUCGACAUUUAAAACUACCGCUUUAAUCGCUGGUCCACUGAACUGAACGGCCCCGGGAUCCCUAAAAUGAGAUAUAUAUUUCUAAUCAGCUUCCAGGUUAGUAUCCUUUCCUCUCGCAUUACAGUUCUAGUUUUCAAGUUUCAACUUUACUCCAGCAUUUUAAAGGAGAAUUUGCUCUACCCGCCGAAAUAGCAGGGCUAAUCUAGACAGGUAGAGAACUGAGGUUAAUUUAAGUAGACAUUAUUUCGUUUGUAACGAAUUAAAUUUGGCGUAUGUUUUGGAAUAGAACUCGUUUUAGCUAUAGGUAAAACUGUUUAUUCAGGCAAUUUCACAUCUGUAGACUACCUCAAUUAGCCUACUCAGAUUCUCGUGAUGUAUUCUAGUUAUUUUCGACUCGGUCAGGUUACUAACUCCUUCCAAAUGAUUUCUUGUUUCAGGCCAUCCAAGUGUCCGUCGCACUGCUUUGUCCAGAUGGCCAGCUUGUGGUCAAAUUGCCAAGUGGUGACCUCUCUUGUGAAAACUGUCCAAUGUGUCCUCCAGGAUUCGGCGUAACGUUACCUUGUAGAAAUACUGAUCAUGUCCCCUCUAGCACCUCUAUGACUUGUAAAGCUUGUCUACCAGGCGAGUAUUCCGAUUCACUGUCCUCUGAGAGUUGUAAAACCUGCUCGAAGUGUCUCCCUGAUGAAGAAAUUGUGGCAAAUUGCACCGUCGUCUCUGAUACACUUUGUAGCUGUAAACCUUGUCCUAAGGGCUACUACCGCAACAAGACCAUCUCGAAAUGCCUCCCUUGUUCAAGCUGUUGUUUCUUUGAUGGAACAGACAAGGUUGUCCCACAGUGUGUCAGUCAGGGGUUACCUCGAAGCCAAACAUGUAGCUACCAGCAAAGGAAAUCAUGUACCUCUAAAUGUUGGUACGAUGAGAUUACAGUCCUAAAACGUGAUGGAAAGCGGCACAGCUGUCAACUCUGCCCAGUAUGCUCAAAAAACAUGGGUCUAACUGUACCUUGUGGAACUAUUACUAGUGAAGACAAGUUUAUUGGGUGUGAACUUCCUACCUUGGGAAAAACAUUUCUUAAUUUUCAAGGAGUAAUACAAUCUUGUAGCAUCUGUCCUCCUGGACAAGGAGUGGUUGCUAAUUGUUCCUAUAAAUCUGAUACCUCUUGUGGUGGAUGUAAAAAAGGAUUCUACUAUAACCCACUUUCAGGAAGUUGCCAAGAGUGUUUUUUGUGCUGUAGCCUUAGUGAUAGUGACGCAAUAAUACAAUGCAUAAAAGAAGGAACGUUUAGUGGGAUAACCAACUACAUACACUUGUCUUUGUUUAGAAACACCCAGCAAUCUGUUAGCGCUUAUGGAAGGUAUUGUCUGAAGUCAUUGUGGGAGCUGAAUACAUGGACUCUGACCACAGGGUUUAUUAUGAUCAUAUUUGUCUCUUAUUUUGCCUUCAACUUCGUCACUACAAGCAAACAUAAUUCAAAUAGUAAAGUGCAAGACCCUUUUCCCAGUCCAGUUCAGACUACAGAACUAGUGACUCCUUUGCAGAGACCACAACAACACGAGAUUACACCAGAAACUGCUGAGGAUCCUCAAGGUGAGUUACACAGCGUCACGCUAUUUGCUAUUUUUAAAAAGCUAAAUUGGGUCGCGCUUCAAUUGAAUUCCAAAAAAAUGGUCCAGUUUUUGUAUUCAAGGCUGUAUUUGAGCAUUACAACUGUUUCCUGUCGUCUGUUGCGACGAAUGGAAAGGAUGGACGUCGAUUGAAACUUCAGACCAUAGGCGACCUUUUUCAUUUCUAAAGGCUAUGCCUCCCUCACUUCGAAAAAUAACCAGUAUGUACGUGUUAGUGCUCCCUGAUGACAUUCGGUUCAUAUGUUCAUAACUCUACAGGAGCCUUUUUUUUCUCGGGUAAAGUCACCAAGUAAUGACUUCAGAACAUAAUUGACCUAAACAACAAUAUAUUCUUGUGACAUCAUCUAAGCCCCUUUAAGUUGCGGUUAUACCUUCAUGUGUUUGUUUUUGGUGGGGCUGGAAGUGGGUGGUAUUCAACUGAUCAAAUUGUUGCCUUUUCUUUUUUUUGAACCUCGGGUCUUCCUUUCAUAUUAUCGCAGCUGUCUUCGUCGGUUAUUUCAACAACGAAAAGUAACUAUUCACGCCAUCAUGGAGUAACGAGUUUAUUAAGGAUAAUAAAAGGCUGAUCGAGUGUCAGAAAGAGGGAAAUGUAAACAUUUGCUUGAACUAGUUUAUAAAUACAAAACAACUGAAAGAAACAAAAAAAACUAGCCAAGUAUAUAUACAAUAGAUAACAUGCACACUUAACACAAAGACAACUUAGAAUCGAAGUUAUCCAGUAAGUGUCAUGAUCACUACAGUCGCCAUCAUCAUUUAUUAGUCUCCUUAAUUCCAUGACCGAGAUUGUUCUCACUGGUCUCAGUAUACAUUUGUAAUUUCCAGGUACCAGGAAGAUGGAGUUGGAAUAUCCUGCAGAACAAAACACUGGUCAUUUGUUCUUUGAGAAGACAGGCGUUGAAGUUAUUGCUCUUUGCAAAAAUAAACCGACCGACCACUCUCUCUCAAAUCGAUUAGCUUUACAGGCCACGUCAGACUCAACCAAGCACGGAUUUCUCAAAGAGGACGAAAUUCAACUAAGUCCUGUAAUAACUUUUAUUUCAACUGGCAAAAAUGAUGAACCAUUCGAGGUUCAGAUACCCCAUGGGGCAAAUGUGAUUCUUUCACGUUCAAAGUGGAAUGUCAUGCUGAAAAAGCUGCUGAACAACAGAUGGGUCACUGUUAGCCAAAGUGGACAGGAGAUUCACAGCUUUAGCCCUAAAAGUAACCAUGUAAGGUUCGAGACCGAUCGUCUCUCAACCUUCGUAGUUGUUGGAAAGUUACAAGACCACUUUCUGCCGGCAUUCAAACGAAUGAAGGUGGCAGCUUUUUGCAGUGAAACAAGCAUUGGGAAAGACCUUACCAUGAGGGUGUAUUGCUUUGACGACUGUGAAUAUUCUUUUGAGGUAUGUAUUAACCCGGUGGUUCUCUGCAGAGUGCACUUGACCCAUUCCGGGAAAAAACAAUUCGAGAUCCUUAUUAAUUUCAGCUGCAGCGAAUGUAUUAUAACUGAUGUUCUGUUUAUUUACGGUGAAAACAUGUAAAGCUUAAUGAUUUACCAGCCCACCUUUUCAUGUCACGAGGAAACGGCGAUCGAAAACUCUCACACUGUUCUUUUAAUGGAGCUUUCCAUGGAAGAGGAGGCAAACUUCAAUGCAGCAUUAAAGCACGCUAUCAAAUAUGCCCCUUUCCUAAGGCUUUGAUGAGGUAAACAGAGUUGUUAUUUUAUGUUUGUGUUAGUGAAACGAAAGCUUGAUUAUUGGUCUUUUUUUCUCUUUACCCCGUUACCUUUAUAGAAACUUAUGAAGAAAGAGAAAAGAGAGGGAGGAAAACUUAUCUCAUCCAUUGAGACACUUGACUUUAUUGUUACCAGUGAAAAAGACGUGGAGAUUACAGUAAACGAUACUGAAGGAUGGCAGCUAUAUCAGCCCUCGUUAAUGGUAGUACAUAUGGCCCAUUCAUUUCUGUGUUAAAAUUUUACACUAAGCAUAUUAACACAAUUCCUCCAUAUGCAGAUAAACACUAACUUUGUACUCUAUUGACUUACAGAUAGCUCUCUGCCGUUUAAAACGUCUGUGGUGUGACGAAUCAAAAACAGUGUGUCAGUGUAGAACAGCAAUGAUUAAUUUUCGAAACAGUAGUUAUGUUUUGAUGUUCUAAAGUACAUAACUUUGUAGUACGUGAAAAUAAACAAUUUCAUCACAACUUUCAUCCAGUUUUGAUUUCACACAUAAAAAAAUUAAAAAAUCCGGCACUGAGUUUUUAAUACCCAUUUAACAAAGGUCAAUAACAACAGUCUUUAAUCUCUCUUGAUUUUUACUGAAGGCGUGAAUAUCAAAUUCGUUCUGGUGCUUCCUUAUGUAUUGCUUUUCUUUUCUUUUCUGUAGUUUUAAGGGAGUUUCCACUUCAUCCUUAUUAAUCAUUUGGCACCUUUUUUUUCAUUGACGGGACAAUGUUAUUAAUUUGCACCUCUUGAUAUUUUCCAGAAACUAAGGAACAGCUAUUUGAGGAGCUCUUUUGACGUAAUCCCUCGCUGUGAUCUGAUAUUUCAUCCAACUACAAACCCUGGAAAAAGUACCUUUUUUGUCAUGGUGACUUUGGCUCAGGAGCCAUCCAAUCAAACUGUGAUGUAUGCAAGUUCUGCAAUCAAAAAGGUACUUAAAUUAAGUACUACUUGUUUUUGCACAAGCACAUCAGCUCAAGCGUUGAGGUGUAAUUGUGAUUAUCUGGCUUUUAAUCGACUGAAGUGUUCUACCCACGCAUCUAAUUCUUAGUUUCCUCAAGUUAAGAAUUUUUAGAUAAAAAUGAUGUCGAAUGAUCUCCCCGUAUAAUAGUGAUGCUUUCUUCAUACAGAUGCCACGACUGCCACGGAUUCAGAAAUACAGAAAUAGUAUGUUGUUAAUAUUUUCUGCUUGUUUACUUAAUCACUCCUUCUUAACUGAGACUAGUUUCUAUCAUGAUGAUGCCUUAACUUGACCAAAAUUGUGCUCGAGAUGAUGUUUCCCACUUACGACAGUCUCUCCUAUCCAAUUAUUAGUCUCAUUUUAUAAUUUUCAGUGGUUUUUAACUUAAAUUGUAACGUUAUUCUUCAUUUAUUAUAUUUAAAUAUCUAUUUUGUCACUGUUGGGAGGGCCAUUGUUGCUUCCUCUUUAAAUGAAGACCUACUUAUUCUUUUAUUUCCUGUUUUUUUAUUAGAAAUCCAAAGAGAUGAUGAGUUGCACCUAAAAGGAGGCAGUGUCGUGGAAACAAAACAAAUUGAUAGUGAUGAGUGCAUCAUUUAG